Coregonus sp. 'balchen' is the source of this 6582-nucleotide messenger RNA. NCBI's taxonomy places the organism in Eukaryota, Metazoa, Chordata, Actinopteri, Salmoniformes, Salmonidae. The record is from the annotation of a GenBank genome assembly.
AGCAGUCUGAAUGCCGAGGACGGGAUGGGGGUGACAUCUCUCAGUGUUAUCUAUGCCUCCAUCAUCCUGUCCUCCAUGUUCCUGCCACCCAUUCUCAUCAAAAACCUGGGCUGCAAAUGGACUAUUGUUGCCGGCAUGGGCUGCUAUGUGACCUAUUCAAUUGGAAACCUCUAUCCAGGAUGGUAACGCAAAACUGUCCAAAAUCUCUUCAGACCUUUACUGUUACAGCUAUCAACAAGCUGUGUUUCUUCUUCAUGAUUCAAGAGCAAAAAGCAUGUACCUCCCUAGUACCCCAAUGAGUAAACAAUUUGGCUUAGCAAAAUUAAGUUUCACGUUUAAAAGUUUAUUAGCCACAUGCACAGCGUACAGCAGGUGUAAAACAGUACAGUGAAAUUCUUACUUGAGCGCUCUUUCCCAACAAUGCGCUGAUAAUAACAAUAAGAAUAUAGAUAAUAAUAGAAAAUAGAAUUAAAAAACACACAAGAAGUACGAUAUAUUUUGAAGAUGCACAAGAAUGCAAGUACUGUAUAUACAGGUCAGUGCCAGUACUUUAUUCAAUGUGCAGGGGUACGUUUAUACAUACAAAGUGACUGGUAGAAAGAUAUACACUGAGUGUACAAAACAUUAGGGCUUACCAGGUGAAUCAAGGUGAAAACUAUGAUCCCUUAUUGAUGUAACUUGUUAAAUCCACUUCAAUCAGUGUAGAUGAAGGGGAGGAAGGAUUUUUAAGCCUAGAGACAAUUGAGACAUGGAUUGUGUAUGUGUGCCAUUCAGAGGGUGAAUGGGCAAGACAAAAUAUUAAAGUGCCUUUGAACGGGGUAUGGUAGUAGGUGCCAGGCACACCGGUUUGAGUGUGUCAAGAACUGCAACGCUGCUGGGUUUUUCAUCCUCAACAGUUUCCCAUGUGUCUCAAGAAUGGUCCACCACCCAAAGGACAUUCAGCCAACUUGACACAACUGUGGGAAGCAUUGGAGUCAACAUGGGCCAGCAUCCCUGUGGAACGCUGGCCACACCUUGUAGAGUCCAUGGCCCGACGAACUGAGGCUGUUCUGAGGGCAAAAGGGGGGAGUGCAACUCAAUAUUACGAAGGUGUUCCUAAUGUUUUAUACACUCCGUGUACAUGUAAACAGAGCUGAAAAGUGACUGGUAGCAGGAAUAUCAAAUAAAAUAACAUUGUAAUGGUCGCAUAUACAUGUUUAGCAGAUGUUAUUGCGGGUGUAGCGAAAUGCUUGUGUUCCUAGCUCCAACAGUGCAGUAAUACAUAACAACAGGCAACAAUACACACACAUCUAAAAGUAAAAGAAUGGAAUUAAGAAAUAUAGAAAUAUUAGGACGAGCAAUGUCGGAGUCCGGAGUAUAUAUAUAUAUAUAUAUAUAUAUAUAUAUAUAUAUAUAUAUAUAUACUCUGCUCAAAAAAAUAAAGGGAACACUAAAAUAACACAUCCUAGAUCUGAAUGAAUGAAAUAAUCUUAUUAAAUACUUUUUUCUUUACAUAGUUGAAUGUGCUGACAACAAAAUCACACAAAACUUAUCAAUGGAAAUCAAAUGUAUCAACCCAUGGAGGUCUGGAUUUGGAGUCACCCUCAAAACUAAAGUGGAAAACCACACUACAGGCUGAUCCAACUUUGAUGUAAUGUCCUUAAAACAAGUCAAAAUGAGGCUCAGUAGUGUGUGUGGCCUCCACGUGCCUGUAUGACCUCCCUACAACACCUGGUCGAAUGGUCUCCUGAGGGAUCUCCUCCCAGACCUGGACUAAAGCAUCCGCCAACUCCUGGACAGUCUGUGGUGCAACGUGGCGUUGGUGGAUGGAGCGAGUCCAUAGCAUCAAUGCCUUCCUCUUGCAGGAACUGCUGACACACUCCAGCCACAUGAGGUCUAGCAUUGUCUUGCAUUAGGAGGAACACAGGGCCAACCGCACCAGCAUAUGGUCUCACAAGGGGUCUGAGGAUCUCAUCUCGGUACCUAAUGGCAGUCAGGCUACCUCUGGCGAGCACAUGGAGGGCUGUGCGGCCCCCCAAAGAAAUGCCACCCCACACCAUGACUGACCCACCGCCAAACCGGUCAUGCUGGAGGAUGUUGCAGGCAGCAGAACGUUCUCCACGGCGUCUCCAGACUCUGUCACGUCUGUCACGUGCUCAGUGUGAACCUGCUUUCAUCUGUGAAGAGCACAGGGCGCCAGUGGCGAAUUUGCCAAUCUUGGUGUUCUCUGGCAAAUGCCAAACGUCCUGCACGGUGUUGGGCUGUAAGCACAACCCCCACCUGUGGACGUUGGGCCCUCAUACCACCCUCAUGGAGUCUUUUUCUGACCGUUUGAGCAGACACAUGCACAUUUGUGGCCUGCUGGAGGUCAUUUUGCAGGGCUCUGGCAGUGCUCCUCCUGCUCCUCCUUGCACAAAGGCGGAGGUAGCAGUCCUGCUGCUGGGUUGUUGCCCUCCUACGGCCUCCUCCACGUCUCCUGAUGUACUGGCCUGUCUCCUGGUAGCGCCUCCAUGCUCUGGACACUACGCUGACAGACACAGCAAACCUUCUUGCCACAGCUCGCAUUGAUGUGCCAUCCUGGAUGAGCUGCACUACCUGAGCCACUUGUGUGAGUUGUAGACUCCGUCUCAUGCUACCACUAGAGUGAAAGCACCGCCAGCAUUCAAAAGUGACCAAAACAUCAGCCAGGAAGCAUAGGAACUGAGAAGUGGUCUGUGGUCACCACCUGCAAAACCACUUCUUUAUUGGGGGUGUCUUGCUAAUUGCCUAUAAUUUCCACCUGUUGUCUAUUCCAUUUGCACAACAGCAUGUGAAAUUUAUUGUCAAUCAGUGUUUCUUCCUAAGUGGACAGUUUGACUUCACAGAAGUGUGAUUGACUUGGAGUUACAUUGUGUUGUUUAAGUGUUCCCUUUAUUUUUUUGAGCAGUGUAUAUGUAUAUACAGUAUAUAUAUGUGAUGGGAUGUAUAGACAUUAUGGACAGUAUGUGGAAAGAAUAUUUAGUAUAUCUGAAGAAUACGCAGGAUAGAAUAGUAUAUAUACAGCAAUAGUGAAAUAGGAUGGCCUUGACUAGAAUACAGUAUAUACGUAUGAAGUGGAUAAAACAGUACGUAAACAUUAUUAAAGUGACCAGUGUUCCAUUAUUAAAGUGACCAGUGUUCCAUGUAUAUGUACAUAGGGCAGCAGCCUCUAAGGUGCAGGGUUGAGUAACCAGGUGGUGGCCGUCUAGUGACAGUGACUAUGUACAGGGCAGGGUACUGGGUGGAGGCCGGCUAGUGGUAGCUAUUUAAGAGUCUGAUGGCCUUGAGAUAGAAGCUGUUUUUCAGUCUCUCGGCCCCAGUAUUUUCUCUCUGUACUGAGCAAAAAUCUAAACGCAACAUGCAACAAUCUCAACGAUUUUACUGAGUUACAGUUCAUAUAAGGAAAUCUGUCAAUUGAAAUAAAUUAAUAAGGCCCUAAUCUAUGGAUUUCACAUGACUGGGCAGGAGCGCAGCCAUGGGUGGGCCUGGGAGGGCAUAGACCCACCCACUUGGGAGCCAGGCCCAGCCAAUCAGAAUGAGUUUUUCCCCACAAAAGGGCUUUAUUACAGACAGAAAUACUCCUCAGUUUCAUCAGCUGUCUGGGUGUCUGGUCUCAGACGAUCCCGCAGGUGAAGAAGCCGGAUAUGAAGGUCCUGGGCUGGCGUGGUUAUACGUGGUCUGCAGUUCGCUAAAACAACAUUGGAGGCAGCUUAUGGUAGCAAAAUUAGCAUUAAAUUAUCUGGCAACAGCUCUGUUGGACAUUCCUGCAGUCAGCAUGUCAAUAGUGGGAUUGUGUUGUGUGACAAAACUGCACAUUUUAGAGUGGCCUUUUAUUGUCCCCAGCACAAGGUGCACCUGUGCAAUGAUCAUGCCGUUAAAUCAGCAUCUUGAUAUGCCACACCUAUCAGGUGGAUAUAUUAUCUUGGCAAAAGAGAAGUGCUCACUAGGGAUGUAAACACAUUUGUACACAACAUUUGAGAGAAAUAAGCUUUUUGUGCAUAUGGAACAUUUCUGGAAUCUUUUAUUUCAGCUCAUGAAACAUAGGACUAACACUUUACAUGUUGUGUUUAUAUUUUUGUUCAGUAUAUAAAUACUUAUGGUAGUAUACUAAUGGUAAUAUAUACAUGUAAACAGGAGUAAUAGUGACCAGUAGCAAGAUAAAUAGAUAGAUACUAAUGGUAAUGGCAAUCGUUAAUCAAUGAACAGCAGCAUAAUGUAAAUAAUAAAUCGAUUUUAAAAGCAGUGUGGGUGUGAGGGGGUGUGUGCGUGUGGAUAUAAGUGUGUGGCUUCAGUAAUGAGUGUAUGAGUGAAGGUGUAAUGUGACUGUGUGUAUUAACUUGUUAUUAACAAGUAGAGUUGGGAUUAUUACUAUAUUUCUCUAAUGUGAGUUAAUUAAAUAAAUGAUAUGAGAGUAGUGUCCAUCGGCAAAGUUGUUUACACACAUUGUAUGAAUCCUACCUCUGUCUGCCAUGCUUCCUGGCCUGGCCUGUCAGUAUAGGUUUAAGCUUAUAAACUGUAGGCAGGGUGUCUGAUGCUAACCAUAUCAAUGUCCUCUUCCAGGUACACUCUGAUACCCACCUCUGUGAUCCUGGGUAUGGGAGGGUCUCCACUCUGGUCUGCCAAGUGUACCCUUCUCACCAUCAGCGGCAACCGGCAGGCCCCUAACGAAAACAAGAAGGCAGCGGAUGUGAUCAAUAAGUACUUUGGCAUAUUCUUCCUGAUAUUCCAGUCUUCGGCUGUAUGGGGAAACCUCAUGUCGUCGUUGAUAUUCGGGUCAGAUACAAAUAUAAGUAAGAAGGAAGUGCACACAUACACACACGUACGUACACAUGCACACACAAAACAAAUGCAACUUGUUUGUGAAAGUCGUAACAUUUAUAAGUUAAAGACUGUAGGCUAAAGUCAAUCAUGUGUAGUGUACAUUUAUGACACUUGUUCUUGGCCAAUCAUCCUCUAUUGUACUAUCUGUCAUAAAGAUAUCUUUAUGUCCUCCUAGCUAGCAUCUCUAAGGAAGAUCUACAAUAUUGUGGUGCAGGCGUGUGCGCUGAUAUCAAUGCAAACACCACGACCAAAAAGCCAGCACAACAAUUGGUUUGGACGCUAGUUGGCUGCUAUAUUGGUAAGAACGUAUUAUUGUUUCUCAGUGUUGUAGGUUGAUGCUAGUGAAAUGUUCUGCUGCGACUAUGUUCAAUGUGUGUAACUGUUGUGUUUCAGGGGUGGGUGUGCUGGCCAUGAUCAUAGUGGCAGUAUUUCUGGAUAACAUAGACAGAGAUCAGACCCGGGAGUUCAGGGGCAACAGGGAACCAUUCUGGAGCACCUUCCUGGCCACGUUCACACUCCUGAAGGACAAGAGAUUAGUCAUUCUCAUCCCUUUGACCAUGUACAGUGGCUUUGAACAGAGUUUCCUCUCCGGUGAAUACACAAAGGUGAGGUGACAACAAGACAUAUGGUUCAUACUUUGCCACUAGGAAUCCAACAUGGAAUAAUUCUUAAUCAACGUAAGAAUGGCUAAAAGUGAUGUGUGUGACCUUCCUUUGUUGUGCUUCCAUUGCAGAACUAUGUGACCUGUGCUUUAGGAAUCCAUAAUGUUGGAUAUGCGAUGAUAUGUUUUGGAGCCGCAAAUUCGUUAAGUUCCUUUAUGUUUGGGAGGUUGGCAGAAUACACUGGAAGAGCCCCACUGUUUUGCUUUGGUAAGAAGCUUUCCAAUAAAACAUGACCAUUUUCAUUGGUAUACAGUUGUGGAUCUUAAUUUGAGCCAGUUUGCUACAGCAGGAAAAUAAUCCUGCAGCAACAGGACAUGUGAAUUAUUAUGUGGAUUAUAAUUAAUGGACAUUUUUGUAGGGGUUAAUACAUUUUUCAUAAGGGAAAAUCAAGUCUGAUAUUUCAAAGUGGAAAUUACAAACUUCAGAAGCCUUUUUAAACCUCAAAUACACUACAAGUUUUACAUUUCCUGCAUUGCAGGAAAGUUCACCUGCAACAGGGUGACCAAAUUAAGAUCUUACAUCUCUAUAAGACACAUAUAUAGUCAAAUCACUCACUACUCACCUCUCUUACAGCUGCGGUGACCAACUUUUCCUGUAUCCUGGCUCUGCUGUUCUGGAGGCCUGACCCAGACCAGCUGCCAGUGUUCUUUGUGUUUCCUGCUCUCUGGGGCAUGGCAGAUGCUGUGUGGCAGACACAAACCAACUGUGAGUAGAGAUAUCAUUUAUGUAUUACAUGUUAGGUACAUCAAACAUUUUGUCCAGAACUGAUGUAACAGGGGUUUUGUUCUUGUUUGCAGCACUGUACGGGGUACUCUUCCCCAGACAAAAAGAGGCAGCUUUUGCUAACUACCGUAUGUGGGAGUCCCUGGGAUUCGUUAUAGCCUUCGCCUACAGUACCUUCAUCUGUCUGGACAUCAAGCUCUACAUCCUCCUGGGAGUUCUGAUCCUCUCCAUGGUAACCUAUUUGUGGGUGGAGUACCAAGAACACAAGAAUCCUACUCUUCCAGUGGAGGAGGGAAUAUACGACACAGACUAUACAAAUGUCACAGACAAAAACUACUCCGCAAAGGGAAAUCACAUCAUCAGUCAGACCAGCUUGUAG